Trichosurus vulpecula (common brushtail) is the source of this 1378-nucleotide messenger RNA. RefSeq names its product HGH1 homolog (gene HGH1). The record is from RefSeq and is a predicted model, not a curated record. The coding region runs from base 51 to 1232 and encodes 393 amino acids. The transcript has 7 exons. Lineage: Eukaryota; Metazoa; Chordata; Mammalia; Diprotodontia; Phalangeridae.
UUGGGCGCAUAUGGCGGUGUGGCUGCUGCGGCUACCUGGAGGUGAGCGGUAUGGAGUCCCGUCUGGAGAUAGCGGAUGUGGCGCAGGAGUUCGUGACCUUUCUGACCCAAGGUUCCCCGCCAAACAUCCAGGCAGAGGCAGCCCGCUAUGUCCUGGGACUGACCGGGUCCGAAACUGGCCGGUCACUGCUGGCAUCACAGAAAGGGUUGCUGCAGGCAUUGGCAAAACUCUUAGAGGCCCCUCCUGGGGCGGCGGCAGGGGCCGUGGGAGAUGCCUGGCGGACCCUGGUGAACUUGUGUGCAGAACCCAGUAUCCACGGCUCUCUGCUGGCUGCACUGCCUGGUCUCCCUAGCCAGCUGCUGGCCCGGGCACUAGCCCCAAACUGGCCCUGGGCUGGAGAGGCAGCAGCUGCGCUGGCCAACCUGAGCCGGGAGGCAGGGGCCUUCAGGGAGCUGUUGGAGGACGGCGGCUUGGAGUCUGCCAGCGACAAGACAUAUCAGGAACCCGGCCUGGCCCGCCUUGUGACUGCCUUGACCACCCCAGGCUAUAACCCCCAUGCCCCACUCCACUACCUGGCAUCACUGCUUUCCAACCUCAGCCAACUACCAGAAGCCCGAGACUUCUUGUUGGAUCCAAACAGGCAUCUGAUCCAGCGUCUCCUGCCCCUCAUCCACUGCCCAGACUCUGCCGUUCGAAGGAUGGGGGUUGUGGGCACGCUGAGGAACUGCUGCUUUGAGCACCGUUCCCAUGAAUGGCUCCUGGGUCCCCAAGUAGAACUGCUUACCUUCCUGCUGAUGCCACUGGCUGGCCCAGAAGAGUUCUCAGAAGAUGAGAUGGAUCGAUUGCCAAUAGACCUGCAGUACCUGCCCCCAGAAAAGGAGCGUGAGCCAGAUGCUGACAUCCGAAAGAUGCUCAUUGAGACCAUUAUGCUGCUCACAGCCACAGCUCCUGGACGGAAGCUGGUGAAGGAUCAAGGGGCUUACCUAGUGCUUAGGGAGCUGCAUAACUGGGAACGUGACCCUAAUGUCCGGCUGGCCUGUGAGAAACUCAUUCAGGUACUGAUUGGGGAUGAGCCAGAGGCAGGCAUGGAAAACCUGCUAGAAGUCAGUGUCCCCCCAGAUGUAGAGCAGAGGUUGCAGCAGCUGGACCAGCAAGAGCAGCAGCAGCUUCAGCAGGAGCGAGAAGAGGCAUUGCAGAGCCCUAGCAGGCUGGAUGGUCUGGGACCUAGCUGAUGUCUUCUCCCCACACUGGGGCCCUGGACCUCCCCCAUCCCUCCUUGUCCCUUGACCAUAGGGAUCUUGUGACUGGUAGACACACUUGAGGUUGGUGUCCAGGCUACUGGGCUACCGUGCUUGAUAAACCAGCUUCUUUCGCUUCA